Pterocles gutturalis (yellow-throated sandgrouse) is the source of this 1539-nucleotide messenger RNA. Its product is annotated as cholesterol 7-alpha-monooxygenase. The record is from RefSeq and is a predicted model, not a curated record. Gene Ontology annotation, molecular function: iron ion binding; heme binding; cholesterol 7-alpha-monooxygenase activity. The transcript is spliced from 6 exons. NCBI's taxonomy places the organism in Eukaryota, Metazoa, Chordata, Aves, Pterocliformes, Pteroclidae. Gene Ontology annotation, biological process: cholesterol homeostasis; cellular response to glucose stimulus; cholesterol catabolic process. The coding region runs from base 1 to 1539 and encodes 512 amino acids.
AUGUUCAUAGCAUCAUGGAUCUGGGCAACAGUGCUAAUACUCUGUUGUGGGUUUUGGUUCCUUCUAGGGAGGAGGAGGCGACAAGGUGAGCCACCACUUGAAAACGGGUUUCUCCCGUACCUGGGCUGUGCCUUGCAGUUCGGUGCCAACCCCCUUGAAUUCCUCAGAGAAAAGCAGAAGAAGCACGGCCACAUUUUCACUUGCCGGGUAGCGGGGAAAUACAUCCAUUUCCUCACUGACCCUUUUUCAUACCAUGCCUUGAUACGCCAGGGGAAAUACUUGGACUGGAAAAAGUUCCAUUUUGCUACUUCUGCCAAGGCUUUUGGGCAUGGUAGCAUUGACCCAGCAGAGGGAAACACCACUGAAAAUUUUCAUCGGACUUUCAUUAGAACCCUUCAAGGCAAUGCCCUAGAUGCCCUCAUUGAAGCAAUGAUGGAAAACCUACAGUAUGUCAUGCUGCAGUCAAGAACAUCUAAACUUCAGUCUAAUGCCUGGGUGACAGAAGGACUUUAUACAUUCUGUUGCCAGGUGAUGUUCGAGUCUGGCUUUUUAACCCUUUUUGGUAAAGAAUUUAAUUCAAAUCAUGAGAAAAACCUGUUGUCAAAGCAGGAAAAUGAGAGAGCUCAUAUCCUAAACGCCCUCGAAAACUUCAAGAAAUUUGACAGAAUCUUUCCAGCCCUUGUGGCGGGGCUGCCCAUCCACCUCUUCAAGGCUGCCCACAGCGCACGAGAGAAGCUGGGCGAGGCACUCCUCCACAAGAACCUCCUGAAGAGGAACAACCUCUCCGAGCUUGUCACUCUCCGCAUGUUCCUGAAUGACACUCUGUCAACCUUCGAUGACAUGGAAAAAGCCAAGACCCACGUGGCAGUGCUCUGGGCCUCGCAAGCCAACACCAUUCCUGCCACCUUUUGGAGCCUGUUCUAUCUUCUCAAGAGUCCAGAAGCAAUGAGAGCUGCUAGCAAAGAAGUGCAAAGUAUUUUGGAAAGUGCUGGAGAGAAGAUCAGCUUAGAUGGCAAACAUAUUUCCUUGAACCGAAAACAGCUGGAUAACAUGCCAGUACUAGACAGCAUCAUCAAGGAGGCGAUGAGGCUAUCGAGUGCAUCCAUGACGAUCCGAGUCGCCAAGGAGGAUUUCACUUUGCACUUGGAGAACAAUUUUUACAACAUUCGCAGUGAUGAUGUUGUAGCUCUUUAUCCUCAGCUGCUGCAUUUUGAUCCAGAAAUCUAUUCGGAUCCUUUGACAUUCAAAUAUGAUCGCUUUCUCAAUGAGAAUGGCGAAGAGAAGACUGACUUCUACCACCAUGGUCGCAAGUUGAAGUAUUACUAUAUGCCGUUUGGGACAGGCAUAGCAAAAUGCCCUGGCAGGUUAUUUGCUGUCCACGAAAUUAAACAGUUUCUGGCUUUGAUAUUUUCCUAUUUUGAGAUAGAGCUUGUGGACAGUAACGUGCAAUGUCCUUCUUUAGAUCAAUCCCGUGCAGGACUGGGCAUUUUGCAGCCAACCAAUGACAUUGAUUUCAGGUAUAGACUGAAAUGUCUGUGA